Messenger RNA from Eufriesea mexicana, 2637 nucleotides. It is a transcript of the gene Nop17l, whose product is annotated as PIH1 domain-containing protein Nop17-like. Gene Ontology annotation, biological process: axonemal dynein complex assembly. The transcript is spliced from 4 exons. The coding region runs from base 20 to 2578 and encodes 852 amino acids. NCBI's taxonomy places the organism in Eukaryota, Metazoa, Arthropoda, Insecta, Hymenoptera, Apidae. The record is from RefSeq and is a predicted model, not a curated record. Gene Ontology annotation, cellular component: cytoplasm.
UUUGUAAACAUUUCAUAAGAUGGACGCGUACGAAACACAUAGAAAAAGUUGGGAAGAUUUGGACGUGACCAAAGAAGAGUUAAAAAAUUUAACCGAGUGUCUAAAAAAGGAAGAAUUCCGUAAAUUAUUAAUCGAAUACGCUGAAGAGGUGACUGAUCCGGAAAAUAGGAAGAUCUACGAGAAGGAAAUCACGCAGUUAGAGAAGGAACGGGGCGUCGACGUUACAUUUGUCAAUCCAGAACCUGGUUACGUCAUAAAAACCAGCGUAAACGGAGACAAGAAAUGUUUUCUAAACAUCAGUAAAAGCGACAUCGUAGGCCGUCCAAGCAGUCAACCUUCUUUCAAACUAGGUCAUCGCGGAUUACAAUGGUCUAUUCCUUAUACGUUGAUACCACCUAGGGACGACCUUGACAAAAAAAAUGUACGUUGCAAGGUCUUCGACGUGGUCUUCCAUCCCGACACUAUUUACCUGACAUCGAAAAAUGCACAAUUUCGCGAAAUCGUUAAUAACACGGCCAUGGAUGGCGUGGAGAGCAAUUUUAACGUGAAAUUGGAUCGAAAAAAUCUCAAAUUUCCAAAGAUGAAUUACAAAGGAAUAUGUCAUCCUACCGUAAUUAGAAAGGCAUCCAAGGAACCACCCACAAAACAAUUGGACAUAGAACCAGAAAUUUAUCAAAAGCUGAUGUCGAGUUACGAUGAUAGCAGAAAGCAACAAUUCAAGCAUUUAGAGAAGAUGCCAAAGCGUUGCUCACCUCCUACGACAUAUUAUAAUAAAAAUGCAGAUAAGGAUACAGACACGAAUAGUAAAUAUGUCACUCCAAAAUUUUCUAUAAAACACCAAUCCGAUAUAGAGCUGGAAGAUUUUAGCACAAGUAGAAAUGCAAAAAUGAAUGCUACAGUACCUAAAAGAUUAAUCGUUAAUAUAGAUUUACCUUUACUAAGAACUGCCACCGAUGCUUCCUUAGAUGUACAAGAAUGUUUCCUCAGCAUAAAAAGUGAACAGCCUGCAAAAUAUUUAUUGGAGCUUCCUCUGCCUUACCAUGUAAAUGCUGACAUGGGUAAUGCCAAGUUUGAUCCAAAAUACAAGAAGCUUACUAUAACGCUACCAGUCAUUCAACCAGUUGUAUCGGUGUCUGAUGCAAGGGAAGAUAGUGGAGUUGAUAGUGAUCACAGUAGUCCUGUACCACUGCUACUGGACGAAUCUACAGAAGUUUCUCUUAGUCAGAAUCACGAAACUAAUCCUAUAUCUAAGUUUGUAGAGGAGUGUGAAACAGUGGUUGCAGUCACAAAAGUAGGAUACAAGAGUGAAACUUUAGAAGAUUCUAGUGAUACGGCAUUACGGACUAGCACAAAAAAUAUAGAUACAUUUUUAGAUCCUAGCAUUACGUAUUUACUGCCAAUGUUUACUUGUAAUAUAUAUAACAAUCAAUUAGCAAUUACUGUAAAUGUAAAAAAUGUUGAUCCAAAUUCCAUUCGUCAUAGAAUUUUACAAAACGAUUUAGGAAUACACAUUUUACUAACGUCUAUAGGUGCAGGAUUUUUUCCUCAAUAUUACUCGUUAUAUUUAACAAUAAGCGAAAAUUCUGUACAUCCAGAUUCUCUCACGAUUGAACCGUGGGAUAAUAACGUUGUAUUUACUAUCAUGUUAAAAAAUGUGGAAGACUUAGCACGCUACUACGUUGGAAUAAACGACACAUUUAUGGAGGAAAAAGAGUUCCCUACUGCUACGUCUUUCAACGAUCAACUAAAGAAAUUAAUAACCGCAGAGGACGAUGAUUUCGAGACGGAUCGAGCAGUCGAUGUACAGGCAGAGGAUGAUGGCGUUGUCAUAAACAUUAGAUCGAAUCAUUUAGAUUCGGACGACGAAGCUGAACGACACAGUAUAGAAUCAACGGACGAACGACCGAAUCAUUGUCAUACUUUAUCAAAGAGUAGAUCUGUUUCAGAGAGCAGCGGGGAUGAAAUAACAUGUAAUAAUAUAGCUACAGGUACAUACUCGAAAGGUAUAUUGAAAUCGCGACGCACUCAUACUUUUUCACGUUCAGUAUCCGAAUCGAGUGCCGAUGAAAAUGGAAUGGUUGCAUCAUCCAUAGAUUGUCAUUAUGAUUCGAUACAAGAUCUGAAUUCUGAAUCAGAUUGUUCCAGCUUAAAAAAGACGGUACGAUUCAACGACGUGGUAUCGCGACAAUUGUUCAGAUCUAAUUCUAGUAUUCUUGGUCAACGUAAAAAGAAUCAACGUAAAUUACGAAAUAAGAGGCGCGCUCAUGAACGUAGAAUGAGCGAAAGCGAAAACUCUGAAACCGAGGAACGCGACAAGUACAAAGCAAAUCAAAAGAAUGCGGAAGUUUGCGAGACUGUAAAACCUAUACUUAAUAAGGAUAGACAAAUACCGCAACAGAAAACUGCCAAUAUCGAAAUCGUUAAAGCGUCAAGUAAUAAUCGUUCCUUGCCAGAGCGAAAGUCGGAUAUCGAGGAAGACAUCGUAAAUGAAAGCCAUUCCAGCAGCUCGAAUGAGCCUGCGAAGGAUGCGGUUAAAGCACAGUUUAAGAAUGACUUGAUAUUCGACCUCGAUAUGUAAAUUCUGGUAGUUUAACAACCAAAGUAUUUUGUAAUGUGUAUGUGAUAAUUUUCUAAAGU